AGGGACAACGCCUCUCCUACUCAAAGCCUCAAAGCGCUAAGUGAUCUUCUGCUCUUCAACUCUCAUAAUCUUCUUCUUUUAUCUCAUUCAAGCUAUCUUAGUAGAGAAAUCAACAUGAGCGUGGAAGUAUUGGACGGUGCCACCAUCUUCAACUUCGUGGAGGACAAAGAGGCCUUCGAAGGCUCGGUUCAUGACCGCUUUGCUCGUCUCGACACGGACCAUGACGGUGUAUUAUCAUAUGCCGAGAUGGUGAGGGAGCUCCAGAGUCUGAGGAUCUUCGAGACCCACUUCGGCGUUGACGUCGAGACAGACCCCCAUGAGAUAGCUAUUGCCUAUCGUGCCCUGUUCGGCCGAUUUGACCGUGAUUCCAAUGGGGCGGUGGACUUGGAGGAAUUCAAGGCGGAGACCAAGCAGAUGAUGCUGGCCAUGGCGAAUGGGUUGGGAUUCUUGCCCAUUCAAAUGGUACUUGAGGAGGACAGUUUCCUAAAGAAAGCUGUGGAAUGGGAGUCCGCCAAAAUUGCAGGUGCAGCUGCUUAAAAGUGUUUUCUUCGGUUUUCCCCAACUAUUCUACUUCACUUCUGUUUAGCUGACAGUCUUACAAGCAUUUUACCUUUUUAAAUUAUCAAUGUUGUAUAAUUCUUUUUGGGCAUUAAAUCAAACAAUUAAUACUCCUUUUUGGCU
Messenger RNA from Nelumbo nucifera (sacred lotus), 681 nucleotides. Lineage: Eukaryota; Viridiplantae; Streptophyta; Magnoliopsida; Proteales; Nelumbonaceae. The record is from RefSeq and is a predicted model, not a curated record.